GAGUCUAUGGCAGCAGCUUGAGUUCCAGAGUGCACUGCAUCAGCUAAACAGCAGGUAGAUACAUUGCUUUGUGACAGUCUUUCAAAGCUAUGCUAUUCUUAUUGCUCUGUUCUGAUUCUUGUUAUGAAUGCUUUCAAAUGCAUUACCUAACACAACUGAGAUAAAUCAUGGUAGGAGAUGAAAGAGAACGAAUUGCCAUGAGCAAAGAGGAGGGGAAGAGGACUAUUUCGUGGUCAUAUCCAGCCCUGAUAAAGUUGAGAGGACUGCCUCUUCUAAGAAUGUGACUGAAUGGAUGAUUUAGGACUUACAAAAGAGAGUUGUACAAAUUGCUUGGACAUGGGAACCUGAACAUCUUCUGCUCUUAUAGUCACUUUUUAAAAAAAAAUUUCUGGAGGAGAAACCAAGGAGAGACCUUUAAACAAAUUCUGUACAGCAAAUUCAGGUGGAGAUGUUUUGGUUUUAUUCUGCACUGGUAAUGUUGGUGGCACAGAGUGGACACCUGGUCAAAUCUCAGGUUGAUUCUGAUGGUACUGUUACAGCUGAAGAACAGAUAUAUCUUCUUUUGGAAGCUAAAAUACAGUGUGAACUUAACAUCUCAGGCCAGCUGCAGGAAGAUGGAGAAGGCGGUUGUGUACCAGAAUGGGAUGGAUUAGUUUGCUGGCCUAAAGGAACACCAGGAAAAAUCCUUGCAGUUGCUUGUCCUCAUUAUGUGUACGAUUUUAAUCACAGAGGGCUGGUAUUCAGACGAUGCAGUCUUAAUGGAACAUGGGAUAUCUUACACAGUUUAAACAAGACAUACUCCAACUACUCAGAAUGUAUUCGCUACUUGGAACCUGAAAUGAGCCAUGGAAAGAGAGAGUUUUUCGAACGACUUUAUGUCAUGUACACAGUGGGAUAUUCAAUAUCCUUCUGUUCCUUGGCAGUAGCUAUCUUCGUCAUUGGUUAUUUCAGGCGUUUACAUUGUACCAGAAACUAUAUCCACAUGCAUUUGUUUGUAUCAUUCAUGCUACGAGCUGCAAGUAUCUUUAUUAAGGAUAAAGUGGUUCACACACACAUUGGAGCAAAAGAACUUGAUGCAAUGCUAAUGGGGGAUCUACGAAGUAUUAUGGUGGCUCCAGUGCUGGACAAAUCUCAAUAUGUUGGGUGUAAGAUUGCAGUUGUCAUGUUCAUUUACUUCUUGGCAACAAAUUACUAUUGGAUCCUAGUUGAAGGACUUUACUUACACAGCUUGAUUUUUGUGGCCUUCUUUUCAGAUACCAAAUAUUUGUGGGGCUUCACACUCAUAGGCUGGGGAUUUCCUGCUGUAUUCGUAGUUGUGUGGGCAGUGGUACGUGCAACCCUGGCAGAUGCAAGAUGUUGGGAACUAAGUGCCGGAGACAUUAAAUGGAUUUAUCAAGCACCAAUUUUAGCAGCUAUUGGGUUAAAUUUCAUCCUGUUCCUGAACACAGUGCGGGUACUUGCAACAAAAAUCUGGGAAUCAAAUGCAGUUGGUUAUGACACCAGGAAACAAUACAGGAAGCUGGCAAAGUCGACAUUGGUUCUAAUCUUGGUGUUUGGGGUACACUACAUAGUGUUUGUGUGCUUGCCACACACCUUCACUGGCUUAGCCUGGGAGAUUCGGAUGCACUUUGAACUUUUCUUCAACUCAUUCCAGGGCUUCUUUGUCUCAAUAAUCUAUUGCUACUGUAAUGGAGAGGUGCAGACUGAGAUUAAGAAAACAUGGACAAGAUGGAAUCUUGCAUUUGACUGGAAAAGCACAACCCAUUGUGGCAACUUCAGGUAUGGUUCUGUCCUGACCAAUAUGACCCACAGCACUAGCAGCCAGUCUCAGAUGGUAACCAGCUCUCGUAUGGUAUUGAUCUCCAGCAAAGUGAGUCGAAGUGUCAGUAAGCAGGUCGAUGGACAUAUGAAUUUACCAGGGUAUGUUAGAAGCAACUCUGACCAAGACUGUCUGCCUCAGUGGAUCCAGGAAGAGACAAAUGAGGAUGAAGAAAAACAAGUUGAUGACAUAUCCUUAAAGGAAACGCUGAGGCCUCUGCAGAUGAACACUGAGGCCGAAGUCAACAGAAACGAAAUAGAAGAAACACUGUAAUGAGCCACUCUGGGAAGGGAUCUCAAGGACAUUACAUGAAAACGGGUAGAAAUGUCUUAUUAUUUUUGCAAGCUGCAAAACCACUGUAUAGACGCAUGACUCAGUGAAAAAAUAUAAUUCAUAAAAGAUAAUUGCCACAUUUCAUAACACAGAAAAGCACAAAA
Spea bombifrons (plains spadefoot toad) is the source of this 2256-nucleotide messenger RNA. It is a transcript of the gene PTH2R, whose product is annotated as parathyroid hormone 2 receptor. The record is from RefSeq and is a predicted model, not a curated record. Gene Ontology annotation, molecular function: parathyroid hormone receptor activity; peptide hormone binding; G protein-coupled peptide receptor activity. Gene Ontology annotation, biological process: adenylate cyclase-modulating G protein-coupled receptor signaling pathway; cell surface receptor signaling pathway. Bases 449 to 2092 code for a protein of 547 amino acids. NCBI's taxonomy places the organism in Eukaryota, Metazoa, Chordata, Amphibia, Anura, Pelobatidae. Gene Ontology annotation, cellular component: plasma membrane. The transcript is spliced from 13 exons.